Molecule: messenger RNA, 448 nt
Organism: Macroventuria anomochaeta
Lineage: Eukaryota; Fungi; Ascomycota; Dothideomycetes; Pleosporales; Didymellaceae
Exons: 1
Coding region: 82-312 (76 amino acids)
Source: RefSeq, a predicted model, not a curated record
CUGUAUGUUGUCGUGCAGCCAAGAGGACACAUCUGUUGUUGCACUCCCACAAAAGCACAGCCUCGUCUGAAGACAGUGAAGAUGAUUUGCCUGGCUGAUCUUAUUGGACGGAAAGCCGGCACGCCCUCACUCGCACCACAAUCACAGAGUAUAUACAGAGGGAGGAAGAACGAAAAGCCGCUGGCAAGCUGCUACAGAACACCUGUCAAAGCUAACAAUCUCAUUCUUGUAUUCAUCUUCCUAUCACCACCUUCCAAACUACGAACUUCGUAUGCGCUUAAUCUCCCCUUCAGAUCAAUUCUCUGCGCCUGAAUUCAACAUGAGAGAGCGCCCACCCCCACACUACAUCCAGGCCAUAAGCGCAAAACGAGCAGGGGGCAAAAAUGUCCCUAAGAAUAACUGGAAGUACCACACAAAGAAGGACAAGAAGAUAGGCGGGAAUAUCGCU